Bactrocera tryoni is the source of this 781-nucleotide messenger RNA. RefSeq names its product methylated-DNA--protein-cysteine methyltransferase. The record is from RefSeq and is a predicted model, not a curated record. Lineage: Eukaryota; Metazoa; Arthropoda; Insecta; Diptera; Tephritidae. Gene Ontology annotation, molecular function: methylated-DNA-[protein]-cysteine S-methyltransferase activity. Gene Ontology annotation, biological process: DNA repair. Bases 72 to 644 code for a protein of 190 amino acids. The transcript has a single exon.
AGUAGCAAAAUAAAAAAAAAAUAUCAUAACAAAACAACUUAUUCAAUUACUUCACUAAUGAUUUCAUCAGAAUGCUAGGAAAUAAACAAGUUAUUCUUAAAUCCUUUGGUAAUAAGAAACCUGUUAGGAUCUCAUACGGACUUGUUGAUAGUCAAUUUGGCGACAUCGUAUUGGGUUUCCUUAAAGAUGCGAAUAACGCAAUUUGCUAUUUACACUUUGCUGAAAGCGAAGACAAGGAGAAUAUAACAAAUAAUUAUGAGUUGUUACUGCAGAAACGUUGGCCAAAUGCUUUGCUCUUAGAAGACUUGAAUCAAGCGCGAAUUCUGGCUGAUAGAAUAUUUAAUAAAGAAGAUAUGAUUCUCAAUGUUGCGGUGUCUGGUACGCCGUUUCAAGAGGCAGUGUGGAAUGAAUUGUUAAAAAUACCUUCCGGUCAGACAUGUACAUAUGGUGAUAUCGCAGAUAGAAUUGGGAAACCGAAUGCAGUACGCGCAGUAGGCACAGCUGUUGGCAGUAACGAAAUAUCUAUCGUAAUACCUUGUCAUCGUGUGGUGUCAAAGAAUGGUGAUAUAAAAUAUGGAGGUGGGAGAACUCGCAAAAUUAGUUUGCUGAAGUUUGAAAAGGAAAAAUCACUAAGUGGAAACUGAACCGAGGCAUUCUGUACCUGCUAAGGGAUAUCUUUACCAAUAAAUUAUCAAAAAUCUAAAUAAUUACAUGAAAUGUAUUAUUGUAACUGAAGUGAAGUUUCUUCAAGACCGUAAUAAAAAUAACUAUAUUCUAUUAA